Molecule: messenger RNA, 3055 nt
Organism: Oncorhynchus keta (chum salmon)
Lineage: Eukaryota; Metazoa; Chordata; Actinopteri; Salmoniformes; Salmonidae
Product: proteoglycan 4-like
Exons: 8
Coding region: 140-2635 (831 amino acids)
Source: RefSeq, a predicted model, not a curated record
ACUACCAGCAGCAGGCAGUAAACGUUUAGAAAAUUCGAAUCAUUUCAGCAAGAACAGUAGAGGGGCAAAGUCAACUCCGAGAUCUCUGAGCUAGUAACUAACUAUAUUUUCAUUUCGAGACGAUUUUAAAAGGGAUGAAAUGUCAGGAUCACUGUGUAUACAGUGUCAGACACAAACCACUGUGUUUAGUAAGACCUGCAACAGUUGUUUCUUUAACCACCCAAAAGAGAAGAAGUUGUUACAAGCAAUGAAGAAGUAUGAUUACGAAUGGGGACACAAUGAUUGCGCCCACUAUAAUAAUAGCUCUCAGAUAUUGACUUCCACAAAAGUAUUGCUCUACAAAUUACACACUCUAGGAUUUGUUCCCCUUCUCCUGCUUGGAAAAAGGAGACAGGGAACAAAACUUAUCGAUAUGGAUUCCUUUUGCCCUCACCCCCAAGUCAUAAAAGAAACGGGCUCUAUUGAAACAUUGAGAAACAUUUAUUUAGGUCUUCUGAAUGUCACACUCGGCACAGAGUCCCAAUGUCAGUGCUCCCCAGUGUCUCCAGAGCCAGAUGGGACCCCCGCACCAGCCGAGGUAGAGGGAACACCUACAACUGUCGAUCCAGUGGGAACCUCAGCAUCGACAGAGCUACACAGAAUUCCCAUCUCCAUCCAAUUGAACGUAAUACCAACAGAAACGGGCAUACCCAACACACUAAUCAAUCCAGUGGGAACCCCUACAACUAUCAAUCCAGUGGGAACCCCUACAACUAUCCAUCCAGUGGGAACCCCUACAACUAUCAAUCCAGUGGGAACCCCUACAACUAUCAAUCCAGUGGGAACCCCUACAACUAUCAAUCCAGUGGGAACCCCUACAACUAUCAAUCGAGACGGAAUCCCCAUAUCUUUACAACUGAACCUAAUCCCCACACCAACAGAGCCAGGCAAAUCCUGCACACCAGCCAUUCCAGUGGGAAUCCCUACACCAACCAAUCUAGUGGGAACUCCUACAGCAAUGGAUCCAUCAGGAACCCCUGCACCAACUAUGCCAGAUGGAAUUCCCACAUCCAUCAGCCUGAACAAAAUCACCACACUAACUAAGCCAGGCAAACACUCCACAUCAACCAAAACAUUGGGAACCCCUUCACCAAUUAAUUCAGUGGGAACCCCUGCACCAGCCGAGUUAGACGGACUCCCCACACCAACAGACCCAGGCAAACCCUCCACACCAACCAAGCUAGAUGGAAUCCCCACAUACAUCUGCCUGAACGGAAUCCCCACAUCCAUCUGCAUGAACGGAACCCCCACACCAAUACAGCCCAAAAUCCCCAGACCAAUACAGCCCAAAAUCCCCAGACCAAUACAGCCCAAAAUCCCCUCACCAAUACAGCCAGGCAAACCCUCCACACAAAACAAUCCAGUGGGAACCCCUGCACCAAUGGAUGAAACCUCUGACUCCUCUGAGGCCCAGGACCAAGAAAUGCAAAGGCCAAAAAGAAAAAUGUGGAGAGGUGGAGAUCUAAUCGAAGCUGAAGACAGUGCAACCACUCAAGCACAAAAGAGAAUAAAAACCACAGAAGAGUGUCUGAACAUGGAUACGGAUAGGCCCACGGUGUCAAGACAUGCAGAGGUAGACACUGAAGUAUUAGAUCAGCUAGAAAAACACAAAGAAGAGUGUCUGGACAUGGAAACGGAUAGGCCCACGGUGUCAAGACAUGCAGAGGUAGACACUGAAGUAUUAGAUCAACUAGAAAAGAGCAGCAUUGUACAAGCAACCAACAAGCAAACUUUGUGGGCUAUAAACUGCUUCAAAGACUGGCUGGCAGAGAAACAGAUGAUAGUGGAUUUUUCAACCAUUGAGAAAUCUGAAAUGAAUGUGCUCUUGCGAGAUUUUUACUGUUCUGUUCGAAGGGGUAAAGGUGGGGAGUAUUGUAUCCCGAGCUAUAUCGGAAUCCGGGCUGGCGUGAACAGAUUCAUUAACCUCCCUCCCCUUAGCAGAGCCUGGUGCUUGAUGAAGGACAGUGAGUUUACCUCCUCUAAUAAUGUAUUUAUUGGGGUACUAAAGAAAAUCAGACGAGAGGGCAGGGACAAAACUACCCAUCCUAAGGUGAUUAAAGCACAAGACCUUGAGAUUCUUCAAAACUCUCCUGUGCUAAGCCCCUACACACCAAGAGGGCUCGUCAACAAAGUGUGGUUUGAUAUCCAGUUACACUUUGGCCCCAGAGGAAAGGAGGGCAAUAGGCGGCUAACACCACAGUCGUUUGUAAUAAAGUACGAUGAAAACGGAGCAAAAUAUGCAACGAUGACUUCCAACGAGGAAAGACAGAACCAUAAAGAUGCAGAAGAGCAGAACUGGCAGAAUCGCUGUGGAAUCAUGUUUCAGAACCCUGGUAGUCACCUCUGUCCAGUCGCCUCCUUGGAGAAGUAUCUGAGCAAGAUCCCAUCAGAUGCCACCGCCCUCUACCUCCAUCCUAAGAAGAUGGUCAUCACCAGUGACAGAAUAUGGUAUAGCCAGGAGCCAAUGGGGUUCAAUUACCUUUCAUCAAUGCUGCCCCGACUGUGCCAGGAGGCUGGUACAUUGGAAAAGUACACAAACAACUGCUUACGAUCUUUGCGCGAGAUCAUGUCUGUCAGCACACUGAUAGUUCCUUGAAAUGUUAUUGAAAACCUUCAAUGGACAGAAAGAGAUGUCAAAUAGGCUCACUGAGUCAAGGCAGUGACACACUUCUGUUUCCUACCAGCGACAUUGUUUUGAUCUUAUACGCAAACGGAGAGCUUGCCAAGAUAUACAGUCCUCACCAUAUCUAUAUGGGACUAUGUAUUUUGACACUGAGGCUAAGAUUUACAUUUUUUUGCUCUAUAUUCCAGCAUUUUGUAUUUAAGAUGAAUGAGGCGACAGUCCAGAAUUUAACUUUUUGAAUUCAGAUUAUGUUUUAAGGUAUAGAUUUUGUUUUGUGCUGAGACUUCACUUUUCAGAAUUGUAAAGCCUUUUAAGCUUUCUUUUCACCAACAAGUUUUACUGUACUGGAAACUGUUUAGCCAUAAUCAUCCAUUUAGGAAAUCUAAAGUUUAG